Arachis stenosperma is the source of this 996-nucleotide messenger RNA. RefSeq lists its product as uncharacterized. Bases 1 to 996 code for a protein of 331 amino acids. The transcript has a single exon. NCBI's taxonomy places the organism in Eukaryota, Viridiplantae, Streptophyta, Magnoliopsida, Fabales, Fabaceae. The record is from RefSeq and is a predicted model, not a curated record.
AUGUGCGGGACCAAAUGGAUUAAAAAAUUGUUCUACAAGAUUUCCAUUGCCGUUGUGGCCGCUGGUGUGAAGUAUGAGACAUUUGUCAUUGGGUCCGAUGAAGACUUGGAGGUCUUGUUUCACUAUCGGCGAAGUUUUCUGGAGGUCAGAAUACCGGAGUUGUUUGCGAAGUUAGAGGAUGGCGUUGACAGCUCUGGGGCAUCUGCGUCAAAUCCUCAGUCAACGACGAUGGGUGGUGCCUCCACGUCAAUGCCAGUGGUCGCACCUUCCGGUCCGAUCCACAAUCCUCCAUGUGUUGCGAUUGGUACUGCUAGUGUGCCAAUUGGUGUCCCUGAUUUUGACUACGAGGUUGGACCAGAUCGUGUUAAUAAUGCCAUGCGAGAUGAUGAUUCAACGGAUGAGCCAGUCGAUAUUGUUGGGAACAGUGAGGAGGAUAUUCCGAGCACCACACAUACACACCAAGGAGCAUCGGGUUCCGGUACACAGCAAUAUCCUCUACACUUGUCAGCGUUGAACUUGGGAGCCAUUGGCAAACAGCGAGAGAUGGGGGAGACGUAUGUGGGUCAGGGUCUACAUGAUAUAACCGGUCUGGUGGAAUUUCGCCUUGGUCAAUCUUUCCAGAGCAAGGAAGAAGUCGUGCUGAGUGUGAAGGAUUACAGCAUCCGGCCUGGAGUUGAGUAUAGGGUGAUGGAAUUGGACCAUCUGAAAUACCAAGGGAAGUGCAAGGAGUUUAGAAAAGGGUGCACGUGGAUGAUCCGUAUCGCACUGUGGCAGCGGAAGAACACGUGGAAAGUUAGGAGGUACAACAGACCGCACAUAUGUUUGGCCACAUCCAUAUCGAUAGAUGACAGACAACUUGAUUAUCAUGUCAUCUGUGCGAGGAUCUUUCCAUUGGUCAGAGCGGAUGCGUCGGUUACGAUUAAGGUGUUGCAGGAAGCAAAUGAGGCCACCUAUGGUUUCAGGCCUAGUUAUAGGAAGGUUUGGAUGGCGAAGUAG